Messenger RNA from Prunus armeniaca (apricot), 213 nucleotides. The record is from the annotation of a GenBank genome assembly. NCBI's taxonomy places the organism in Eukaryota, Viridiplantae, Streptophyta, Magnoliopsida, Rosales, Rosaceae.
AUGGAACGCUAUGUGCUUUGGGACGAUGAUCGAAUCGCCAUAAAGAAGUCUACUAAGCAAGCUGAACAACCACCCAAGGAGGCAGGUCAGAAAGGUGAUAAGCCCAACAGUAGGAACUAUGAAGGAAAGUGCAAAGCACCAUCCCAAAGUGACGCACCAGCAGAUGAAAGUUAUACGAAGUUCACUAUCCCUAUACAUCAAAUCUUGGCCUAA